Molecule: messenger RNA, 9253 nt
Organism: Corythoichthys intestinalis (scribbled pipefish)
Lineage: Eukaryota; Metazoa; Chordata; Actinopteri; Syngnathiformes; Syngnathidae
Gene: dedd
Product: death effector domain containing
Exons: 5
Coding region: 192-1346 (384 amino acids)
Biological process (GO): regulation of apoptotic process; apoptotic process; extrinsic apoptotic signaling pathway via death domain receptors
Cellular component (GO): nucleolus
Molecular function (GO): protein binding; DNA binding
Source: RefSeq, a predicted model, not a curated record
AAUGAACACUACUGUAAACAGGAAGUACUUUCAUUUUAUCAUAAAGUCCAAGUGGUAUGUGUUUAAGGGCCCAAAAAGAGCAAACCGAGUCUUAUUACUGGCUAAUAGGCACCGUUCUACCACAAAUUCAUUAGCCAGAGAGGACGACAUCAAGAUUUGCGGUUGUUGACCUAGUGCUAUCGGUCCCUGAGAUGACAUCACAGCCUCAACUCCACGGCGGGGCUGUACAUCACCAGGUUGCCCACAACGACUCAGCUCAACAAGCCCAGCCUCACAUUCAGGCCCAUCUUGACUCAAAUGCGAGCACCAGCACCACCCGGCGUCUGGAGAGCAGAGCUCUCCCCCGCCGGCCCGGAUGCGCCAGUUCGUCAAGCACCGGUGCCGUUUCGCCCUGUUUAGUCAACUCCAGCAUAUCCAAAGGAUCAAGGUGCUUGGAGCCCUGGCCCGAAGAGGCGGUGGAUAAGUCGCACGGGUUGAAUUCACUCCACCGCAUGUUCGAUAUCGUGGGAGCCCAGCUCACUCAUCGGGACGUUCGAGUACUGUCGUUUUUGUUCGUCGACGUGAUCGACGAGUAUGAACGUGGCGGCAUCAGGAGCGGAAGGGAUUUCUUGCUGGCGUUGGAGCGACAGGGUCGAUGCGAUGAGACCAACUUUCAACAUGUGCUCCAGCUUCUGAGGAUCAUCACUCGUCAUGACCUUUUGCCUUACGUCACACUUAAAAAACGGCAGGCUGUGUGUCCAGAUCCUGUUGACAAGUACCUGGAAGAGACGUCCGUGCGCUACAUUUCCCCCAGGGGAGGCAUAAAGAGCAGGGACAGUGCACCUCACAGAAUGACAGGACCGUACGUUGGCCCGUCCCGAAUGAAAUCGGCUCCUUCUGUACCAAACGGCAUGUUUAAGCGAAACCAUUCUUCAGCCGACUUCAGAGAGAAGCAAACCUGCGAUAUCCGCCUGCGCGUCCGUGCCGAGUAUUGCCAGCACGACUCGGCCCUUCAGGGCAACAUCUUUUCCAACAAGCAAGAAGUGGUGGAACGACAGUUUGAACGCUUCAACCAGGCCAACACCAUCCUCAAAUCCCGAGACUUGGGUUCCAUCAUCUGUGACAUCAAGUUCUCCGAGCUCACCUACCUGGAUGCUUUCUGGAGAGACUACAUCAAUGGCUCGUUGUUAGAAGCCCUCAAAGGCGUUUUCAUCACAGAUUCUCUUAAACAAGCAGUUGGACACGAGGCUAUAAAACUACUGGUCAAUGUCGAUGAGGAGGAUUACCAAGCAGGCCGUCGUAGACUUCUUUGUAAUUUGGUGACGAGCGGAGAUCCUCCCGGAGGUAUCAAAGACUGCGUGUCUUAGAUUUUAGCUCACACGUACAGAAGGAAUACAACUGUGCCUCCCCAUGGGGAACAGACAGAGAUGAGGACGAUGCACAUGUCAUACCUGUGUCCGGAUUGUGUGUGUGUGUGCGUGUCUCUGGAAUUCCAGCGAUCCCACUUGUUCUUUCAGCACAAGGGUCAGAGGAUAGUUGGUAGCCCCCUCCCCCCCCUCCCCCCAACGUAUAGCAUGCAAAGGGAUUGGGGACUUUGCCAGAGAAAAGUAGGUAAAGCAUACAGUUUUACAUUCAUUUGAAUAUGAAUCUGUUUAAAAUGCAUUCUGUUUCAUUUAUGAUUUUGAUAAAAGAAAACACAAGUCCUCAAAAGGUGUCAAGAAUAGUGAGGAAUGUCUCGACUUCUUUUUUUUUUUUUUUUAAUGCAGAUAAUUUAUUUUUUUCAGGUCAGAUUGGUUGUAUUAACCCAUUUGGACCAUCUGUAAAGCACCGACAUUAGUAGCGUCGCAUUUUAUUUUAUUUUAUUUUUUUCUCUGUGUUCCAACUGUCGUACCCGUCUACAUGGAAACAGGUUUUAAUGCAUCUGCAAAAAUUUCAUAACAUAUACUUUCCAUCUACAAGGAGGAAGUUUUUAUUGAUGAUUGAAUGAUAUAAUUUAUAAACGGUGUAAUAUAGCACAUAUGCGCUCUGAGUUGCAGUUUGAUAACAUCAUAGAUGCAAUUUGAUGUUAAAUAUUUUGCUUCUCCCCUAUUGACCAGUAGCAUAAUGACGUCAAACAGUUGCAUUGUAGGAGUUGCUGGCAGUCAGUGUAUUACUGUUACAGCGGGGUGUUUUUUUUUUUUUUUUAAAUUCAUCAAGAAGGUGGAUUAGCGGUGCUAUUGUGCGUGAAAUAUGCACAACGAAACACGCUACCUUUCUGUCACGUUAUGAUGCUACCUGUCAUUGCGUCACAGUUACACUUCCAACUCUGUAUAUGGCGGAAAACACUCAGGUGACUUGAAGUUCCGCUCUGAGACCCCCAAUUUGGUCAAACCAAAAACUGUCCUAUAUGCAUGUGUAUCGUUGGAAAGCUUAAAAUCUCAAUUUUCUGGGGGAAUAAAAAUUUUGAACAGGAGGGCAUGUUUUUAAAAAAAAAAAAAUUUUUUAAACAGCAAAACCCUAACUGGAGGUGAGAGCACGUGAGAGCAGAAUUAAACACGCCAUGAUUUUAACGAGAUAUUAUCGCAUACUUGUUUCGAUCCAAAAACUACAUGUAGCAUUUAACAUCGAGUGUCAAGACACAGAUGUGAAUGGUCAAAGCCGGAUUUUUGGGGGAUUUUAUGGGUGAAACAUUGUCAUGUAACAAGGGUCGCGAUGCAGAAAUCGCAGACAUCAAGGAGUGGUCGAGAUGUUCUUUUUGAUAUAUUUAGCCUUUUAAACGUUAUUUUCCCCCAAUUUUUCUUUGUUUGGAUUGAUUAUUUAUCAUCUCAAAUAACGGGGAAAAUGCGACAGCAACCAAAAAAAUACAAUUAAGCGAUAGUUAUGAGGUGACCUUUUUACAGACACCAUUUUUUUCAUUGUGAUGUAAUUUGUUUAAAAGUUAAAAAUAAGCGAGUGAAUAAUUUUUUAAAGUCGUUUUUUUUUUUUAAACGAAAUAUUAGACAUCAACUAACGUUUCUAUGCUAAAAAUGACAGACAUUUUGAAUAAUAAAUAACUGAGUUUUUUAUGGCUGGGUUGAAACAAAAGCGGUUGCACGACACCUGUAAACGGGGGUUUCCAGGGUAAAACGAACAAAUUAAAAAUAGUUCGGGGGCUUAAUGCACCUUGAAUUUACUAUGGCAGCAUAUAGACAUAUUGUUCUAUCAAACACAACAGGUCUUUUGGCUUCAAAUACUGCAGUUUAUUUUAAAGAGGGGUGCAAGAGCAGAAACUGCUUUUUCAGUCUUGUCUGUGUUUUCCGCCAUAUACAGUUAAAACAAGGAAUUUUACAUAUACUGUGCAAAAACAUUUUUGUCUUCCUGUCCUGAAGUCAUAUCAUACUAAACCUCUCCUGUUUCAGGUCAGUCAUGAUUACCAAAAUUAUUUAAUUUUGUGAUAUGCCACAAUAUUAGAAUUUCUUGGAGAUUUUUUUAUUAUUUUCUCCGAAGUCAAAGGUUCACAUCCACAAAAAGUACUUUCUUUAAACAAGGAAAUCGGCCAGGGGAUCAGAGAGCAAAUUGUGGAGCUUAUUCUUGGGUGCAAUUUCAAGAUGCUUGAAGGUUCAUUUGUUCACGCAAGUGUACGCAAGUAUAAACAUCAUGGGAAUAUCCAGCCAUCACGCUGCUGAGAAAGGAAAUGUAUCCUAGAGAUGGUCCGUACUGUGCGAAUCAACCCUAGUUUUGCACCGACAUGGACUGAAAGACCACUCCAGGAAUGAAGUCAUGACACCUAAAGAAACAUACCAAAAAAAAGUUUGCAAAAAGGAACCUAAACAAAGAUCUUCCGGAUAUAUGUGAUCUGAUUAAAGUGGAGCUGUUUGGCCAUAGUGACCGUUACAUCUAGAGGAAAAAGGGGGAAGCUCGUAGACCUGAGGACACCAUACGCACUUUGAAGCAUGGAGGUGGCUGCUUCUUGUGGGGCUUUAUUUAUUAUAGCAGGAACUGAAGUUCUUCAUAAAAUAGACUGCGUCAUUAAGAAAGAACAUUACAUGGGUCCCUCAAAUGGACAAUGACCCUAAACAUACUGCAAAAAUGGCUUCAGGAUAACAAUGUCAAUGUCUUGGGGUGGCCAUCACAGGCAAGGCUAAUUUAUUGGAAUAGCACAAUUUGACACAAGGUAGUUCAAUGUGUUUUAGGCGCAUACAAAUCAGCAAGACACAAUUGAAGAAAUAGAAACAGAAAUAAAACGAUACAUAGAAAUAUAAACAAUAAAUGGGUAAAUAGCAAAGGUCAUAUAGCUUGUAAUCUGAAUGAUAGGGGCACUUAUGAAUAUGCUUUCGUAAACAUAGUGUUUUUAGCCCUAAUAUAAAGGAGCUAACUGUUGAGCUUACAUGGCCUUCACGGAAUUUGUUCCAGAGUUGAGGAGCAUAAUAAUUGAAUGCAGCCUCACCCUGCUUGAUUCUUGUUCUUGGAAAACACAGGAAACCAGUUGCAGACAACCCUAGGGGUCCAGAUGCUUUGUAGGGUCAAACCCAUCAAGCAUGUACAUUAUUUUGGUCCAAGGCCAUUUGAGUGUUUUGUAGACCAACAGCAAGAUUUGUCCUUUGAUUUACAGAAGCCAGUGUAAAAAUGUCAUGGCCAGGGGCGGACUGGUAAUCUGUGGGUUCUGGGGGAUCACAGAACGGCCGGUGCCCUGGACGGCCGGCGGCCGCCAUUCAUUAUACUUCACUGUUUUUAUCCCCUCUAUCCUCUGAUUAUCUACAGUUCACAUCCAAUCCGACAGGUGGCAGCAAUGCGCCUGGCUGUUCACUGCCAAUCUGAUAGACUAGGAACGAAGAAAGCACAGAGUAGCCUUCAUUGGUUCCUUCCUUGUGGAAGCAAAAUAGCGACGAGCGUUAAUGCACAAUAUGGAUGGUGGUGGCAAAAAACAGAAAAGAGCAGGAUGGCGCGGAGAAGGUUAGGGAGAAAAAAAUUAAACUGGAGAGUGAAGCAUUAAAAUGUCAUAAGUUGACAAAUAUUUUCGCAAGCAGCAGUCUGGCUGCAACGGCCACGUCGGAUAACAACAGCCCAGCUCCCGGCGAUGGUGAGAGGGAGCGGCAGCUGCUCUGACGUGCAGCCGGUGCAGGGAGAGAGAAAAGAAGAGGGGGGUAAGCUGGUGGAAGUUCCCCAGACAAGCGCAGGGCAAGUAAAUUGGGAUGAAGAGGGUUACUUGCUCGGUAUACUGGAAAUUGUUAUCCACCAGGUAGCUACAUUUUAAAUGAAAUAAAUGACAAUUAAAGGGUUAGUGCCAGCUAGUCGAUGUACCCGUUUGCAAUCGUGUCAAGUUACAGUAGGCUAGUCCUACUAUCCCACUCCUAAGAAAAAAUAUUUUAGCCGUAAAACAAUGUAUGCACACGCAGCAUAGCAAUAUUAAUUCAGAAGAAAUAUAACAAAAUAUUAAUAAAAUGAAUGGUUUUACUUUAAAGUUUAGGUAGUUAAACUGAUAUGAUAUACAGUAUAUUUUUAAUAAUUUAUAUAUCGUUUUGUUUUCUGGUUAAUACUUUCCAAUGAAGGUUAUGUAUACAGGAUUUGUCUUGAAAUGUUUAUUGUAUUUUCAUUGAAAUUUAUUAUUUGUAUGGCAGGGGUCUCCAAACCGGUCCUCAAGGGCCGCUGUGGGGCCUGGUUUUUGUUUCAACCGAUCGAGUACCGACAGUUUAACCAAUGAAGUUUCUGCUAAAACAAGCAGCACCUGACUGCAAUCAACUGAUUACACUUGUAAGACACCAGAUCGGUGCAGAGGUGUUGUCUUGUUUUGUUAGAAUGAAAUCCUGCGCCCGCCGCAGCCCUAUGUGGAAUAGUUUGGAGACCACUGAAUUAUGGCAUAAACAAUGAAGUCAUUUUAUAUAUAGAGAUAUAUUAUAAUCAAUUGGAUAUAUAAAACUUGCUUUGAAAAAUAAAUUCUUUAAUUUGUUUAUUCAGGUUGAUCAUAGAGCUAGUACAGAAAAUGAAUCCAACUCCAGUUCAGACUUGCAGUACUUUGAGCGCCCCAAGUCAGACAGUCACAGUAUAGACACAUUUUCUUAAUUUUUCUCUCAAAGUGCACGAAAUUGAUGCAUUUUACAAUAAAAUGUUAAAAAAAUAAAAUAAAAUAAAAAUUCUCCCCGGGGGGACAUGCUCCCGGACCCCCCUAGGGGUUCUGUGUUUCCUUUCGUAUAGCGAUUCUUGUGGGCUGGGCUGAGUCAAAGUCCAGGGCUGCUUUUUAGUCCCAGUCCGCCCCUGGUCAUGGCCGGUGUAAUAUGGUCGUUUCCUUAUUUGUCGGGGCCAAAUAAUACGAAAAAUACGCCAUUGCAGUAAUUCAAUCUACUAAAAAUGAAUGCACGGAUAAGUUUUUACAUGUCUUGUCUCAGAGCUCUGAUUUGAAUGUCAUAAAAGAAUUGUCACUGCACAACGAAACUUUGAAGUCAGGAGCUUCCAAAGCCAUGACCUACCUCAUAAUGUGUACUUUCCUAGGUUCUUUAAAGACAUUGUACUUUUUGCCUAUGUAAACUUCUGGUCUUCAAAGAAAAUAUCAUAAAAAUCAUAGGAAAUUCAAAUUUUCAUUAUCCUGACAGACCUGAAGCAGGAGAGGUUUGGUCUGACUUGACUUCAGAGAGACCAAAAAUGAAAUGUGUGUUUUUGCACAGUGUGUGUCUCACCGAUUCCAUAAAGGGCCGCAGUGGGUCCUGGUUUUUGUUCAUACCGAUCGAGCACAGAUUGUUCAUCCAUUGAGGUUUCUGCUAAAACAAGCAGCAUCUGACUGCAAUCAAUUGAUUACACAUGUAAGACACCAGAUUGGUGAAAAGGUAUUCAUCUCGUUUGGUUGGAAUGAAAUGUGCACCCACUUCAGGCACUUUGAGGACCGGUUUGACACCCCUGGUUUACAGCGUUACAACGUUUCAGUCAAUGAUUUACAAUUUUUUUUUAAUAGAUAACUCAGUUUCCAUGUAGACAGGGCCUUAAAUCAUUUUGUACUAAUAGGACUGAUUAUUUUGUAUUUAAGUUCAACUGAAGUUGGAUGUUCCAUUGAUGGUUCAUAUUGUUAACACAAAAUCAUAAAAUUGUUUUAAAUAUUAUUUGUCAUGAGAAAAAUAUAUGGUGGAAGUGAACAUGGUUGCCAAUAAAAUCGUUGGAUUUUGAGAAGAAAAAAAACGUAGUCAUUAGAAUUGGAAAGAAGAUCUUUCACAAAUAUUUUAUUGUCAUUUUCCUUUCUAUCAAACUUACGGGACUAAAAGGAGCCAAUAAUGUUUCAAGUUGGAAGCAAAGUCAAUGGAUGCACAUUUCAGCGUUAGUGUAACUUUUGCCUUCUUUUUGAGUGAUAGCAACAUUUUCCUGUACACUGGAUGGGUCAAAUAUGCUCACUAAAGACUUAUUUACAGGAGAGGACGAUGUCUGACAUAAUUCAUGCAUUUGCAAGAAAAAGAAUAGAUUGGACAAGACCGUUGCUGACUAACUUGUUGAUACAGUGAGUGGCUCUACGGCAAAAGCCUAAUAAUCAGCCUUCAUACUUAAACGAGGGGUGUGACAAAAUAUUGAAAUGGUGAUAUAUCGUGAUACUUUGCAUCCCAAAAGGUUAUCGAUAUGCUCAUGCCAAGAAUCGAGAUAUUAUUUUAAAAAGGUAUCAGUGUUUUAAAAAAGGAACCAACAAGUUGCUACCUAAAUCUUCUACCAUAAUAGUGUCUCGGUUAACUCUAUGGCUGCCAUUGACGGCGCUCAACGACCAAUCCAUUUAGACCGGGAAGGGCGAAUGAACGCUCGUUCAUUCGAAACCAGAGCAUUCACAGUUACUCUUCAGCUUCUGUUCAUUUUCGAGCAUUUAUAGGUCACUUCCCCUCGAGUUUGAGUCACUGCCUAUUCAUUCUCAGGUCACUUCCUGUUAAGUAACCCAAAAUCAACAGCAAGUGACCCAUAAAACGGGUGAAAUAACAUUCUUUUGUCCAAAACCAGAGCAUUCCCAGUCAGUCUUUCUGAUUUUCAGGCAUUGUCAGGUCACUUUCUGUUUAUUUUAGGCAAAUUUAUUUAUAUAGCACAAUUCAACACAAGGCAAUUCAAUUUUAGAGCAUUUACAGGUCAUGUUCUGUAUUCUAACCCAAAAUCAACAGCAAAUGACCUUUAAAAUACCCCAAAAUUAUGACCCUGUUCAUUUUAGGGCAUUUACAAGUCACUUCCUGUUUUGUAACCCAAAAUCAACUGGAACUGACCCAUAAAUGCCCCAAAAAUAAAUAGGAAGUGGCUGAAAAUCAACAGGUAAUGACCUGAAAUGGCCCAAAAUUACGUCGUUGCCUGGCAUAGGCUGCCACUGAGGGCCAUAAAAGUGGGAGCGACCCGUUUGAACUGGGAAGGGUUAAUUCGCUGGCACCCUCCCAGUUCAAAUGGAUUGGGCGUUUACUCGGGAUAAACUUACAGCAGAAAGAUGAAGAUAGCUUGUUUUUCUGUUUAUUAGGUGUUUUGUACAAUGAUUUCCUGACCAAUGUAUUUAUAAUCAUAUUGCCAUAUUCUGAGAUCAUCGUUAUCAUGAGCUUUGUAUCGCAAAUCAUAUCGCAUCGUGAGUUACCAAGAGGUUACCACCUCUAAUUUAAACUGCUGCAGUUCAUUAUCAUUUCUAUGAUUUUGCUAAAUUGCGGAUAAAUAAAAGCACCAAUCAUCAUCUUGACCAUCUUACGAAUAAAGGGGAAAUGCAGUGUCAGCAAAAAAAAAUUUACUUACAAUGUACAGGGGUUGGACAAAAUAAUGGAAACAAAAUGGAAGAAAAACUAAUAUCGUGUAGGUCCGCCUUUUGCAGCAAAUACAUCCUCAAUUCUCCUUAUUGAAUCCCUAAAACUGACUAUAAAUGCUCAAUAAUGUUGAGAUCUGGGGAUUGUGCCGGCCAUACGAGAUGCUCAACUUCAUUAGAAUGUUCCUCAUGCCAUUCUUUAACAAUUACACAUGUUCAAUGAUUAUGAUGCCAAAAUGUUAGGUGUUUCCAUUAUUUUGUCCAACCUGUACAUCUUGACACUGUUCAUGUUCAAUCCUCAGUUCAACCUCAGUUGUUAUUGAAGCUUUUGAAAGCUUAGGUUUAAAUAAAUUCUAAAUAUCCAUCCUGCCUCCUCAAAUAGUUUUGGCAAAGCAAAGGACCGUUUCUAAGUUGCUAGUCACAUGAUCUGUUCGAAAAAUAAUUUUGGCCCACUAUCAAAUACUUUGUUGAAUUCUUGUUCAUUUCAUUCAUUUUGAUUGUUUUAUUGCUUUACAACUUUUGUAGACAACAUUUUAAUGAGAAAAACCUAAAUAAUAGCCAGCAUUUCCAGAAAUCGGCAGACAUUUUAUG